AUGCGUUGGCAGAUCCCUAUCCUGAGAGUCGUACUCUUCUGCUUAUCUGCACGAGAUGCCGUGGGACUAGUUAUAACCGCCGUACCCCUCGGCAAAGAUGCAGCUGACAUCCCCAGCCUAAGAUUAUGUAAACCAAGAACAGAUGGCUGGGUUAUGGGCGCAAUCUUAAAUAAAAGCUACAACCACGGCCUAACCCUCGUGGAUCCUAAGGAUAGACCCUGCCCGGAUGGUAUCCCUGGGUGGCACUGGGAGCUCUCGCCGAAGAUGGAGACUCCCACGGGUGAAACUUUGAUACAACUUACUGGUGGGGCGGAGGAUUCGGGUAUCGGUGGUAUUACAAAUACCCUUGAUCCUGAAAACAGAUUACAAUUUGGACGUUUGGAGCCUGGAGAGAUUUUUCGGACGGAGUUUCGCGUUAAGCGCGAUGGCGUUUACCAAAAAAUUAAUAAGAAUGCGCCAGAUGAUUUUAUCCAAGUCGGAGACACCCUGGAGUUCUAUGGUCCUUCGGACGCUGAACACCGAAACCUUUUUCUCAAAAAGGGUUUCCCAACAGGGAUAGGAGACGGAUUGUAUGAGCUCGUCCGAGAACCCUCAUUAGUACUAACCCACGGCAAACAACCACUAGCCGAGCUGCGCGUGGAAAGCUUAGGAUUCACUGAGAUCGAUGAACCAGACGUAGAAAAAGUGACAGAACCGGAUGCUCCAAAGUCCCGAUAUAACUGUGGCCGUCUUGCGAGAUACUGCAGGGCUGCUGCCAGCGUCUUUGGGCGAAUGCUAGGAGCACAGCUAGAACAAAAACCGACUAUUGAAAUUCCACCGCUUAAUAUGGAUGACGAGCCGGUGGGUGGUUGGACCGAUCCUUUCUCUUCGCAUAGAAGACUACAGCCUGAAUACCAACCAGAAUCAAGAGAUGACUCUAUUCUCAACCAAGGUGAAGACGAUAACGACUUCACCAGAAAUGGACUUUUUGAGCCUCGUGCCCGAAUAUCUCAGCUUAAAAGACCCAGCAUCUUCAGGCCGGCAAGACUGCAUAUUCAACCGCCGAAUAUGGAGGACAUUCUCCAUCAAAUCGAUAGAGAUCCACACGAGGAGUUUAGAAGCUUUUAUACCCUCGCCGGCAAUGACGUUGCAGGAGAAACUGCCCCUGCAAAUGAUAUUAGCGGCGACUGGCCCGAAGAAGAUAUCCCUAACGAGUUACUGGCACCGCCGCUUGAUAUUUUUACCCCCGGAAGUUUCGAUCAACUUCCCGUGACACCAGAUUUUAGGACCCAAGAGCUUGCAGUGGAUAUAGAUGAGGAUGAAGAUGAGCAAAUUGGUCCUCAGGGACAGGGGGGAGACGAAGAUGCUGAGCUGAUGGUCGUCCCAGAGCCCCAGGUAGAUCUAAGCCCCGCCGUCGGUUUACGACCAAUUCCGCUCAUGACUCCGAUAGCAAUUGAAACCAUAAGUAAAUCUCAACGAAAUUUAGCAGAUAGGCAGUACAAUGUCUACGCGGAAUGUGUGCAGAAUUUGUUGACAUUAAGGAACGGCAUCAGCGAUGAUGAGGUCCAAUCCCUGGUCGACCGUGGUUGGGGCCAUUACUCGAUUUUGGACUUUUACAAGGCUGCUCUGGAUGGAACACCUCCUCCUACUUGUCCCGACAACCGACAGGACAUUAUUAAAUUAGCGAUAGAUCAAGGCCAUCCUCGGUAUGUAGCUCCUGGGGCCACGGGAGCCAACCCACAGAGUGGCAUUGGUGCUGUUGGUAUGUAA
Molecule: messenger RNA, 1749 nt
Organism: Orbilia oligospora ATCC 24927
Lineage: Eukaryota; Fungi; Ascomycota; Orbiliomycetes; Orbiliales; Orbiliaceae
Exons: 4
Coding region: 1-1749 (582 amino acids)
Source: RefSeq, a predicted model, not a curated record